This is a messenger RNA of Copidosoma floridanum, 622 nucleotides long. Its product is annotated as U6 snRNA-associated Sm-like protein LSm4. Lineage: Eukaryota; Metazoa; Arthropoda; Insecta; Hymenoptera; Encyrtidae. Gene Ontology annotation, molecular function: RNA binding. Gene Ontology annotation, biological process: mRNA splicing, via spliceosome; nuclear-transcribed mRNA catabolic process. The record is from RefSeq and is a predicted model, not a curated record.
UUAUAUAUCUAUUGCUACUACAGCAGAACCCUUUAUGAUAGAAUUUCAAAUACAUUUAUUGGAUUUUUAUAAAAAGGAUUAGGAUAUCAUUGUCAAUUAACCAUCAUAUAGAUUUGUGAAAUCUAAUUCAUCUUAGGAGAAAUGCUUCCUCUAUCUUUAUUGCGUACGGCUCAAAAUCAUCCAAUGCUGGUUGAAUUGAAAAAUGGAGAAACUUAUAAUGGUCACUUGGUAAGUGUAGACAAUUGGAUGAACAUCAACCUUCGAGAAGUUAUUUGUACUUCUAAGGAUGGUGAUAAGUUUUGGAGGAUGCCAGAAUGUUACAUACGUGGAAGCACAAUAAAGUACUUAAGAAUACCAGAUGAAGUGAUUGAUAUGGUUAAAGAAGAUGUACAGAUGAAAUCAAGAGUCCGAGGGGAAAUGAGAGGACAUAGAGGAGGACAAAGUCAAAGAGGUAGUCGAGGGAGUGGCCGAGGUACGUUUGGUGGCCGAGGUGGGAGAGGUGCUGUUUCUAUUGGAAAAGGUGUGAGCAACAAAGGAGGAAAAUUGAAGAACUAGUUAAUUAAAUAAAUACUAUUAAGUAUGUUAAGUUCUACUAGUGAGAAAAUAAAUAUUUUGUUAUUAA